CUUUUUACAAGAUAUUAAAAUAAAAGCGGCAUAGUUUACGUUAAAAUUCCAAUGUUGUUCAAAGUCUAAUCAUGCAUUAAGUCAUGGUAACGAAUAACGUAAUUCGCCCUUGACUGUGUAAACCGUUUCAUAUUAGUUCUCAGUUGAACAGUUGCAUUUAUAUACUCUUUGUGAACAUUUCUCAGGUUCUCAGUUUCCCACCGCAUAUAAAGAUUUGCGUCAAUUUUUUAGUGAAUCAUCUUUUAUGAAGCUGAAGUGCUUAGGUAAUAGGUUGAACAAAAUCAUCAUAAUAGUACAAAUAGUAUAUAGUCGAUACAACUCUGAAUAACGACGAAAUGAAAUUAAUAAAAAAACAACAAUAAUGGCAAAAAAGUUUCUUUUUUCUACAAUAUUAAACUCUAAUAGGUCGAGCAUAAAACCAAUAUUGAAGUGCACACAAUUGAAAAAAAUUCACACUGAGGCUUCAGUGAAGGAAAUACAAAUUCCUGUAAAAUGGGGACAUGUAGCAGCUAAAUUGUGGGGUGAUGAGAAUGAGCAACCAAUACUUGCCUUACACGGAUGGCAAGACAAUGCUGGCACCUGGGACCCUCUAGCACCAAUUCUUAGCAAAAAACGUCCAAUAUUAGCAAUUGACUUUCCCGGCCAUGGACUAUCUUCAUGGAUUCCGCGUGGCAUGCAGUACUACCCCUGGGACCUACCUCGUUUAAUCCUUUAUAUAAAGGAUUAUUUCAAGUGGGAAAAAUUAUCCUUACUAUGUCACUCUAUGGGUUCAAUAGCAGGAAUGCGUUUUGCGAGUGUGUUUCCGGAUGACGUCGACUUUUACAUAGCAGUCGAUAAUUUAAUUUAUGAUGAUUACGACUUGAAUCAAGUGGUAGAAAAUUUUCCCAAGAUAUUGCGAAAAAUUCAAGUAAUACAAUCAUUACCAGGGGAACCUCCGUCUUAUACAGCUGAAGAAAUUGUUAAAAUUUGGCAUUUAGGUACGUCCAAAUCAGUGUCGAUGGAAAGCGUCCAACACCUCAUGAAACGUGGAACAAAAGCGUCGAGUCGCGAUCCCAAAACAUACUAUUUUUCAAGAGACCCUAGACUAAAGCAUAUAUUAUUCAGUGUUGAAGAUAAAAAAUUUGUAGAGGCUCUAAUUAAAAGAUUAAAGUGUCCAACUCUUUACCUAAAAGGAAUAGAUUCACCAUAUGCCUGCGACGAACACUCCGUAGAAAUGAGAGACAUCAUUGCUAAGAACAAUCCUGAUUUUGAGUGCCAUUUUCUUAAUGGUACGCAUCACGUGCACUUAAAUAAUGCUGAACUCGUUGCACCACUUAUCUUAAAUUUUCUACAGAAACAUAAGUUUUUAAAGUAAUUUAAUUUUAUACAUUUUUCAGUUUAAAUAUUAAACUGAAAUGCAACAUAUAUUGUGAUACUAAUGUAUGUAAGGGUCUAUAUUUAUUUUUACAAUUUACCUAAAUGUUUCAACGACAAACAAUGUGACGAACAUAAUGAAUUUGGGCUUGUAACUAAUUAUAGAUACAUAUAAUUAUGUGAAUGUUCGCAGUUUAGAGAAUGAAUAAAAUCCACGAAUUUAAAAGGGACUUUUUCUUUGACGACACAGUAGCAUGCGCCGGGGUAAUAUAAUCCAACUUAUUACUAAGUUGGAUUGAACCUUAACUAUUUAUAACUGUUAACUGACUAAUAUAGUAAUAUGAAUGUUGUUAUUAAUUAUAUUAUGUGCCUGUUAGAAUUUUUUAAAUAAAGUACUCUUACAAGUA
Messenger RNA from Melitaea cinxia (Glanville fritillary), 1760 nucleotides. Its product is annotated as probable serine hydrolase. NCBI's taxonomy places the organism in Eukaryota, Metazoa, Arthropoda, Insecta, Lepidoptera, Nymphalidae. The record is from RefSeq and is a predicted model, not a curated record. The transcript is spliced from 4 exons. The coding region runs from base 362 to 1354 and encodes 330 amino acids.